Ceratosolen solmsi marchali is the source of this 1906-nucleotide messenger RNA. It is a transcript of the gene Ras64B, whose product is annotated as ras-like protein 2. The record is from RefSeq and is a predicted model, not a curated record. Gene Ontology annotation, molecular function: GTPase activity; GTP binding. The coding region runs from base 679 to 1278 and encodes 199 amino acids. Gene Ontology annotation, biological process: signal transduction. NCBI's taxonomy places the organism in Eukaryota, Metazoa, Arthropoda, Insecta, Hymenoptera, Agaonidae. Gene Ontology annotation, cellular component: membrane. The transcript is spliced from 5 exons.
GUACGAGCGGUGGCAGGCACCAGCCAAUACAUUACGCGCCAUCGACGGACGCAUUUCGUUUUGUGGACGGAUAUGUAGUGUGCGCGCACCAGUACUUAUAUGUCGAUGCUUCUCAUUACUCUUGUAUGACGGGAGGGGGAAAACUCUCGAGGAAACGGCAAAAAAACAUAGGCUGCAGUGCCACGACCAGAGAGUUUCUCGAUUAGUCUUUUUCGUUUAAAAGCGGUGCGUUCGUUCCGACCGUGAACGCGGUUAUAACAUCCUCCUGUUGUAAUUCACACCCCCACCGUUGCUUUCAUUUCAAUUUGGGAAAUCGCGCUUCGAUGGCAUCAACGAUAUAUAGUGUCCACGCUCAAAUGUAUACAUAAGUGGAACAUCUUUCUGCCUGUUGAUUACUAGUGGUAUUGUCUUCAGCAAACAACAGACUAUAUUUACAUGACUCCCUUAAGCAUAAUAAUAGCGGCAAUGCAUCGUUUUGUAUUUUAAGUGUGUGUACAAACAUAUAUGCAUAUAUAUAUACGCAAAUAUAUUUAUGUGCGCGCGUGCAUGUCGUAUUGUGUACCCAUGUUACUACAUGCAUUUAAAGAAUUUGUAGUAUUACGUCUAGUUACAUCAUUUUGUAAAUCAUUAGCGUAAAAAGGCCUCUGUAUUCUUUUUCUGCCUAAUUCCAUAACAAUUAUGUCCUGGACAAACGACAAGAUGAAUUAUUCUUCCACUUAUAAGUUGGUCGUUGUCGGCGGGGGAGGAGUCGGCAAGUCCGCUGUUACUAUACAAUUCAUUCAGAGUUAUUUCGUGACUGACUAUGAUCCAACGAUUGAAGAUUCUUAUACAAAACAAUGUGUCAUUGACGAUGUUCCUGCGAAACUGGACAUUCUUGAUACUGCCGGCCAGGAAGAAUUUAGUGCAAUGCGAGAACAAUACAUGAGAAGUGGAGAGGGAUUUUUACUUGUAUUUUCUGUAACAGAUCAUUCGUCUUUCGAUGAGAUCUUUAAAUUUCAUAGGCAAAUCCUUCGGGUGAAGGAUCGUGACGAGUUUCCAAUGUUAAUGGUUGGAAAUAAAGCAGAUCUCGAUCAUCAAAGAGCGGUUUCGGUGGAGGAAGCUCAGAAUCUUGCACGACAGUUGAAAAUUCCAUAUAUCGAAUGCAGUGCCAAAUUACGUAUGAACGUCGAUCAAUCAUUUCACGAGCUCGUUCGCAUUGUACGCAAAUUCCAGCUUUCUGAGAGACCACCGUUAAAACCCAAUUAUAAAAAGAAUAAGAAAAAGUGCUGUGUUUUAUAAACAGAUUUCGUCAAUUAUCGCCAUUAUUAGAAAUUGUCGAAGCUUUGAAUCGUUGUGAGAGGAAUAACGCAGCCUCUAAACGAAUUAAUUCACAAAUUCGUUAUUAUUACAAUGGAUUAAGGUUUCGUAAAAGAAAGACCAACAGUCAUUAUAAUUGAGUAUGAGUAUGUACAGAAUAGAUUAAUGUUUCGUAUAUGUAAACGAAGCUGAGCUUCCGACAUAAUUUAAAAAUUUGUAGCUCAGUUUUUGAGCAACACUGACAUUUAAAAUUUUAAUGAAAACUAAUGCGAAUGUUAUUACUAAUAUAUUUGUACAUUUUUAUGUGUAAUAAUUCGUAUUUUUAACAUAAAAUUGUCGAGGGGAAAUUAACUUUUGCUAUGACUUAAUGUUCCAAAGCACAUAUUAGUAGAUUAGUAGACGAUAAGGAUUUUUUAUAUCAUUUUACUGCGUUUUACUCGCAAUGUAUAACUUAAGAUUUUUUUUUUUUUUUUUUUUUUUUUUUUUAACACAAAUAAUACCGCUAAGGUUAUUCUAGGGAAUUUAUUUAACUGUAUUCUUCAAGAUCUGCCAAUGAUGCUGUCUUUAAUUAUCUAUUAUAAAAAUUUCGUAACAUUGAUUUUUUUACUCG